GUUUGAGUCAUCUACCUUUCAAGGCCGCUUAUGCUUAAAGGACGACACAACGUUGUAAAAGCAAUGCGAAGAUUUCGUGCUCCAGUGCCGAUACUGAAAAUAGUGUCUCGUACAAUGAGCUCUACCACACCUAGUGAAUAUACGUAUGUAAUUGACACGAAUGAAGCGUUACAAUUUUGUGUGCGUUGUUUGGAGAAGGUUGGUGUGUCAACAACCCAUAGUAAAGAAAUGUCCGAAGUUUUGAUAAUGGGUGACUUACGGGGCCACUACAGCCAUGGACUGAAUAGAUUAGAAAUGUAUGUACAAGAUGUCGAAAAGGGAAUUUGCGAUGCUCAUGGCGAGCCAAUUAUUGAACGCGAAUCCGUUUCCACCGCUCUGAUUAAUGGCAAAAACUUAUUGGGACCUGUUGUCGGCAACUUUGCAAUGAAAACUGCUAUCAAUAAAGCAAAACAUACUGGUAUAGGUUGGGUGUCUGCUUACAAUUCCAAUCACUACGGUAUUGCGGGAUGGUAUAGCAUGAUGGCCGCGAAAAACAAAUUAAUUGGCAUGUCAUUCACAAAUACCUCUCCACUUGUCUUUCCAACAAGGUCUAGGAAGCGUGCCGUAGGCACUAAUCCAAUUACUGUGGCUGCACCAUCUGACACCCCUGGCGACGAAUUUGUUUUGGACAUGGCAACUAGUGCUGUCGCUUUGGGUAAAAUUGAAAUGUGUCGUCGAAGAGGUCUACCAAUUCCUCAUGGUUGGGCUGCUGAUUCUGAAGGAAGAUCCACCACAGAACCGAAAGUUGCGAUCACCGAGGGAGCACUGCUACCUUUGGGAGGAGAGGAGAGCACAAGUGGAUACAAAGGAUCUGGUUUAGCCAUGAUGGUUGAAAUCUUCUGCGGCAUUUUGGCGGGUGCAAGCUAUGGACCAAACGUCCGUACCUGGAUGAAUGCAGAUAGACCUGCAAAUCUGGGACAAGGAUUUGUUGCCAUCGACCCGAACGCAUUUGCUCCGGACUUCGAAAGCCGCAUGUCUGACUACAUGAAGACGAUACGUCAGUUGCCCAGAGUCAACGACUCAUUACCUCCAUUAGUGCCAGGUGAUCCAGAGAGGGCGCACAUCAGUGAAUGUGAACAUAUGGGCGGCAUUCGUUAUCCUCCAGUUCUGAUUGAGAGUAUGCAUCGCUUGGCUGACCGUUUAAAGGUGGAGAAACUGCCAAUACUGAAGGAACUGUGAGCGGCGAUAUAAUCUGCUUCAAUCUCUAAGGUAUUUGAAACGGCGAUUCAUUCUGGACCAAACGUUGCCCACUUUUGAAGCUGGAGGGAUUUGAUUUUCGCUUUUUGAACCCAAUACUUCCCGUUUAUCACUCAGGUGCCCCUUUAUUUUGAUUAUUUUGCGAUUUGUUUACAUACGUAGUAUUUGUAAACAUUCACCAGCUAUUUUCGAUACAUACUUUUGUUUUCUAUGAACUAAACUUGGACAGAUAUUUAUCCUUCAUUCUCAUUCAUCCAUGAUCAAAAAUAGAAAUAUUAUG
Molecule: messenger RNA, 1516 nt
Organism: Dicrocoelium dendriticum
Lineage: Eukaryota; Metazoa; Platyhelminthes; Trematoda; Plagiorchiida; Dicrocoeliidae
Source: the annotation of a GenBank genome assembly